AAACAGCUGUUCAACAGCUGUAACGAUCUAUUAUUUAGCACAACAAGACACAUUCAUGGUUAUCACAUCAUAGUUUAGCAAUUUUUUUACCUCGCACUUGAACUUGUCAUGCACGCACAGAUGUGGGCAAAGUUUUUACAUAACAAUGCCAAGAUGACGAGGAGGAUCUAAAUCAAAUAAAAUUCAGUGCAAUUUAAAUAUUUAGUUUUAACCUUUGGAUAUACCUCAAAAUUAUUACGAAACAUUAGUGCAAAAUGCUGAAGGUGGUCGGUGUGAAAUCGCGUCUAAGGCUUGCAGCUGAUUUUCAGCAGUUGCUCGUAGUUCUACAACCGCAAUCCGUUUCCCAAAGACGAUACAUUAGUCCCUUCUCAGUGUACAAGAAACGCAUCGCAAACAAAGAAUUGUUGCCGGAUUCAGAACAAGCAGCGACUACACAGCGUUUGGAAGCACUAUACAAAAAUAUAAAAGGUUAUCAACCGACUCAUACAAGCAGCGGUGGCGGCUUUUUAAGUUCAUUAUUCAAAGGUGGCAGCAAUAAGAAUGGAGUGGAGUUAAACGUUGGUAGCGAUGUCCCGCAAGGACUGUAUAUCUUCGGCAGUGUUGGCGGUGGCAAGACUACUCUAAUGGAUAUGUUCUUUGAUUCUUGCACAGCGAUACAACAAAAACAGCGAGUACACUUUAAUUCAUUCAUGACGGAUGUCCAUAAACGUAUACAUGCAACCAAAGAACAACGAGGGCCCACUGAUCGGGCCUUUAAUACGGAAAGUCCAACACCAUACGACCCCACACGUCCGGUAGCUGAUCAAAUAAUAGCCGAAACUUGGCUUAUCUGCUUCGAUGAAUUCCAAGUAACUGAUAUUGCGGACGCUAUGAUAUUGAAACGCCUAUUCACCCACCUCUUUAACGACGGUCUAAUCAUGGUGGCCACAAGCAAUCGACACCCAGAGGAAUUGUAUAAAAAUGGACUACAGCGUAGCAAUUUUGUGCCUUUCAUCGAUAUAUUAAAAAGCCGCUGCAAAAUCAGUGAAUUAAAUAGCGGCAUUGACUAUCGACGUAUCGCUCAAUCGGGUGCGACAAAUUACUUUGUUAAAUCUGAAACAGACGCUAAUUCCGAAAUGCUUCGCAUGUUCAAAAUUCUUUGUACACAAGAAAACGAUAUUGUGCGACCACGUACUAUAACACAUUUUGGAAGGGAUUUAACUUUCCAAAAAACUUGCGGACGUGUCUUGGACAGCAACUUUAAUGAGCUCUGUGAUCGUCCACUCGCUGGCAGUGAUUAUCUGCAAAUCGCCCAACUUUUUCAUACAGUGUUGAUACACGAUGUGCCUAAGAUGAAUUUAUUUCUGAAGUCUCAAAUGCGACGAUUUAUUACGCUCAUAGAUACUCUUUACGAUAAUCGUGUGCGCGUCGUUAUCUCAGCCGAAACACCGCUCGAAUCGCUUUUUGACAUUACAGACAAGCCCACAGGUCUAGCUGACUCGGAACGAACAUUGAUGGACGAUUUAAAUAUUCAACAGGGUUCUAAAGAUUCGUCGGCUAACUAUUUUACUGGUGAAGAAGAGGCGUUCGCGUUCGAUCGCACGAUUUCACGCUUGUACGAAAUGCAGAAGAAGGAAUAUUGGGAACAGUGGGCUAAACAUCGUUAAGAAGUUUUGUAUAUUGUUCGCACAGCCCAAAACUCUAUAGUCUUCAUACAUAUGUACUUAAUUAAAAUUUUGUUAAAAGUGAGUUUUGCUUUUGUCUAAUCAAAAGCUUUAAAUUUUUUUUCAAAAAUACUCAAAUUUUGAUUUUGGAUUGUAAACUCAAGAAACUGUCCUUUUAAGUUUAAAA
Molecule: messenger RNA, 1830 nt
Organism: Anastrepha obliqua
Lineage: Eukaryota; Metazoa; Arthropoda; Insecta; Diptera; Tephritidae
Product: putative ATPase N2B
Exons: 5
Coding region: 255-1646 (463 amino acids)
Cellular component (GO): cytoplasm; mitochondrion
Molecular function (GO): ATP hydrolysis activity; ATP binding
Source: RefSeq, a predicted model, not a curated record